Messenger RNA from Eutrema salsugineum, 1491 nucleotides. RefSeq names its product GDP-mannose 4,6 dehydratase 2. The transcript has a single exon. The coding region runs from base 150 to 1277 and encodes 375 amino acids. The record is from RefSeq and is a predicted model, not a curated record. Gene Ontology annotation, molecular function: GDP-mannose 4,6-dehydratase activity. Gene Ontology annotation, biological process: GDP-mannose metabolic process. Lineage: Eukaryota; Viridiplantae; Streptophyta; Magnoliopsida; Brassicales; Brassicaceae.
AAAUGACCAAAAUACCACCUUCGUCUUCAAGCUUUCAUCUCCGUCUCUGUCCUAUUUAAACAAAUAAAAAAAACUCAGAGCUCAAUUCAACACAGAGCAGACGUGUAGUGUCUCUGACCCACCGCGAAAUCCAGAUCCAAAAACCAUCAAUGGCGUCAGAAAACAACGGAUCCAGAUCCGAUUCCGUCACCACUCCCAACGCUGAUUCCACCGCCGUGGAAAUGCCGUCGCAUCCGAGGAAGGUAGCACUGGUCACCGGAAUCACCGGUCAGGACGGAUCGUACCUGACUGAGUUCCUCCUCGGAAAAGGCUACGAAGUUCACGGCCUGAUCCGCCGAUCGUCGAAUUUCAACACCCAGCGAAUCAACCACAUCUACAUCGAUCCCCACAACGUCGACAAGGCUCUGAUGAAGCUCCACUACGCCGAUCUCUCCGACGCCUCGUCGCUCCGCCGUUGGCUCGACGUGAUCAAGCCAGACGAAGUCUACAACCUCGCCGCUCAGUCUCAUGUCGCUGUCUCCUUCGAGAUCCCUGAUUACACAGCCGAUGUAGUCGCCACCGGUGCUCUCCGUCUCCUGGAAGCCGUCAGAUCUCACACCACCGACAGUGGCCGGAGCAUCAAGUACUACCAAGCCGGAUCUUCGGAGAUGUUCGGGUCAACUCCGCCACCACAAUCGGAGACGACGCCGUUUCAUCCCAGAUCUCCUUACGCAGCGUCGAAGUGCGCUGCUCAUUGGUACACAGUGAAUUACCGAGAAGCCUACGGUCUGUUCGCAUGUAACGGAAUCCUGUUCAACCACGAGUCGCCGCGACGUGGAGAGAAUUUCGUGACGAGGAAGAUCACAAGAGCCCUGGGACGGAUCAAGGUGGGUUUGCAGAGGAAGCUCUUCCUCGGGAAUUUGCAGGCGUCAAGAGAUUGGGGAUUCGCGGGGGAUUACGUGGAGGCAAUGUGGCUGAUGUUGCAGCAAGAGAAGCCAGACGAUUACGUUGUGGCAACGGAGGAAUCACAUACGGUGGAGGAGUUUCUGGAGGUUUCGUUUGGGUACUUGGGACUCAACUGGAAAGAUCAUGUGGAGAUCGAUAAGAGGUACUUCAGGCCUGCAGAAGUAGAUAACCUCAAAGGAGAUGCAAGCAAGGCAAAGGAGGUUUUGGGAUGGAAACCGAAAGUAGGGUUUGAGAAGUUGGUGAAGAUGAUGGUUGACGAAGAUCUUGAGCUUGCCAAGAGGGAGAAAGUGCUUGUGGAUGCUGGUUACAUGGAUGCUCAGCAGCAACCUUGAUUUGCGCUUAAUACAAGAGGGAGUCAUAUUAAUCUGCUUUUAUAGAAUUGAAAAUUUCGUUUUUUGUUUUUUUUUUGGCUUUAAUGCUUGUUUUGUUGUUUUUUGUCGUAUUUUUGUCAAAGUUAUCCAAUUUGUUUUCCUCAAUGAAUUGAGGAUGAAGGACAGUGAUAUUUGUAUGAAAAGGGAAAAGGAAGCACAUCCUCUGUUCUUUCUA